Molecule: messenger RNA, 2557 nt
Organism: Harpia harpyja (harpy eagle)
Lineage: Eukaryota; Metazoa; Chordata; Aves; Accipitriformes; Accipitridae
Exons: 14
Coding region: 104-2434 (776 amino acids)
Biological process (GO): xylan catabolic process; arabinan catabolic process
Cellular component (GO): plant-type cell wall
Molecular function (GO): xylan 1,4-beta-xylosidase activity; alpha-L-arabinofuranosidase activity
Source: RefSeq, a predicted model, not a curated record
AGGGCCGAGCUGCAGCGCGCCCCGCCCCGCCGCGCCCAUCGCCCGAGGCCUCGGAGCGCCGGGACGGGAGAGGCCCGGCUGAUCCCGGGAACCGAGCCGUGCCAUGCCGCGCCGGGCAGCCCUCCCGCCCGCUCGGCGGAGAGCGGCGACCCCGGCAGCGGCCGUGCCGGUUCUGGCGGGGCUCCGGGCCGCCGCCGUGCUGCUGUGCGCGGCGCUGGGCGCCGGACCGGGGCGGGCUCAGCCCACCCCCUUGCCCCGCUUCCCCUUCCAGGACCCGGCGCUGCCCUGGCACCGCCGCCUCGACGACCUGCUGGGCCGGCUGAGCCCCGCCGAGCUGGUGCUGCAGGUGGCGAGGGGGGGAGCGAUGGGGAACGGCCCCGCGCCCCCCGUUCCCCGGUUGGGCAUCGGGCCGUACAACUGGAACACGGAGUGCCUUCGGGGCGAUGCGGAGGCUCCCGGCUGGGCCACGGCUUUCCCCCAGGCGCUGGGGCUCGCCGCCGCCUUCAGCCCAGAGCUCGUCUACCGGGUGGCCAACGCCACCGCCACCGAGGUGAGAGCCAAGCACAACGACUUCGCCGCCACCGGCCGCUACGGUGACCACACGGGGCUCAGCUGCUUCAGCCCCGUCCUGAACAUCAUGAGGCACCCGCUGUGGGGCAGGAACCAGGAGACCUACGGGGAGGACCCGUUCCUGAGCGGGGAGCUGGCCCGCAGCUUCGUGCAGGGGCUGCAGGGCCAGCACCCCCGCUACGUCAAGGCCAGCGCCGGCUGCAAGCACUUCAGCGUGCACGGGGGCCCCGAGAACAUCCCCGUCUCCAGGCUCAGCUUCGACGCCAAGGUGCUGGAGCGGGACUGGCGUACCACCUUCCUGCCCCAGUUCCAGGCGUGCGUGCGCGCCGGCUCCUACAGCUUCAUGUGCAGCUACAACAGGAUCAACGGUGUUCCCGCCUGUGCCAACAAGAAGCUGCUGACGGACAUCCUGCGCGGCGAGUGGGGGUUUGAGGGCUACGUGGUGAGCGACGAGGGGGCCCUGGAGCUCAUCAUGCUGGGGCACCACUACACGCGCACCUUCCUGGAGACGGCGGUCGCCUCGAUGAACGCCGGCUGUAACCUGGAGCUCUCCUACGGCAUGAGGAACAACGUCUUCAUGCACAUCCCCCAGGCUCUGGCCAUGGGCAACAUCACGCUGCAGAUGCUGCGUGACCGGGUCCGGCCCCUCUUCUACACACGGAUGCGGCUGGGGGAGUUCGACCCCCCGGCCAUGAACCCUUACAGCGCCCUGGACCUGAGCACUGUGCAGAGCCCCGAGCACCGCAACCUCUCGUUGGAAGCUGCUGUCAAGAGCUUCGUGCUGCUGAAGAACGCACGGGGGACGCUGCCCCUCCGGGCUCGGGACCUGCCCGGCAAGCACCUCGCGGUGGUGGGUCCCUUCGCCGACAACCCCCGGGUGCUGUUCGGGGACUACGCGCCGGUGCCGGAGCCGCGGUACAUCUACACUCCCCGGAGGGGGCUGGAGACGCUGCCGGCCAACGUCAGCUUCGCGGCAGGCUGCCGUGAGCCGCAGUGCCAGCAGUACUCACGGGCGGAGGUGGUGGGUGCAGCAGGGGCAGCCGACGUGGUGGUGGUCUGCCUGGGGACAGGGACGGAUGUGGAGACGGAGGCGAAGGACCGGAGGGACUUGUCCCUGCCGGGCCACCAGCUGGAGCUGCUGCAGGAUGCCGUGGAGGCGGCCGCCGGGCGCCCCGUCAUCCUGCUGCUGUUCAACGCGGGGCCCCUGGACGUGAGCUGGGCGCAGGCGCACGAGGGCGUGGGGGCCAUCCUGGCGUGCUUCUUCCCCGCCCAGGCCACCGGCCUCGCCAUCGCCAGGGUCCUGCUGGGCGAGGUGGGGGCCAACCCAGCCGGCAGGCUGCCGGCCACGUGGCCCGCAGGCAUGCACCAGGUGCCACCGAUGGAGAACUACACCAUGGAGGGGCGAACGUACCGGUACUAUGGGCAGGAGGCCCCGCUCUAUCCCUUUGGCUACGGGCUGUCCUACACCACCUUCCAGUACCGGGACCUGGUGCUGAGCCCCCCAGCGCUGCCCGUCUGUGCCAACCUCUCCGUGUCCGUGGUGCUGGAGAACACGGGGCAGAGGGAUGGCGAGGAGGUGGUGCAGCUGUACCUGCGGUGGGAGCAGUCGUCCGUGCCGAUGCCCCGCUGGCAGCUGGUGGCUUUCCGCCGCGUGGCCGUGCCGGCCGGCCGGGAGACCAAGCUGUCCUUCCAGGUGGCGGCCGAGCAGCGUGCCGUCUGGGCACAGGACUGGCGCCUCGAGCCCGGCACCUUCACCCUCUUUGCCGGCGGGCAGCAGCCAGGCCAGCAGACGCGGGCGCCCUCGGAGGUGCUGAGCGCACGGUUCACCGUCACUGGCGCAGCCCGGCCCCUGCGUGGGUGCUAGAGGUGGAGGCGGCUACGGUGCCGGGCAGCCCGGGGCGCUGGCAGAGGGAAGGGGCACGUGGCGUCCCGUGUGCCGUGGGGAGCGCGGUUGUCUGCCUCGCAAUAAAGUGCCGGGUGCUGCUCC